CGAUUUAAAAGCUGAUAUUAUUUACUGAUAUGAAGAUGAAGAUUUUUAUCAAAACUUUACUAAAUGUCAUCAGAGCAAAGUAACCUCCCAAAAUGUGGCGGAGUUGCGUCACAGUGCUCCUGGCCCUGCAGUGGGCAGUAGCCCACGAGUACCUCCUCCCGGGGGAUGUCCACCCAUCCCACUACGACCUGAGGGUCACCUACGACAUCGACCCGGCCACCAACUUCAGCUUCUUUGGAGUCGUCGAUAUUCUGCUGUCAACUGUCAAACCAACAUCCAAGAUCAUUCUCCACGCGCAAGACUUCUCCAUCGCCUCCCAGGCUGUGACCCUUACGGGCCAGGACGCCCCGGGGGUCAUGGGGGCAGCUAUCAACGACACCUACAACUUCUUAACUGUCUCCCUGGAUAAGAAUCUGGAAGUGGGCCACAACUACACCUUGACUAUACCGUUCUAUGGCAACCUGAAGACUGGCCUGGAUGGAGUGUACAUAAGCCAAUACGUCAAUAAGAACACUAAAUCGAAAGAGUACCUCAUCACCACCCAGUUCGAAGCGAUCUCCGCUCGCAAGGGCUUCCCGUGUUUCGACGAGCCGAUGUACAAGGCCACGUUCAAGAUCACACUGGGCCACCACCAGCUCUUCACGGCCGUCUCCAACAUGCCGGUGAAGACCAGCUACGACCAGAACAUCAUCGAAUCAUACUGGCCUUGGCACAUGGUUGGACAAAAGUUCAGGAAGAGCAAGUCCGACUUCGUGUGGGACGAGUUCGACACGUCAGUUCCGAUGUCAACCUACCUGGUGGCCUUCGUGGUGUCGAAGUUCUCGCACGUGGAAAGCCCACCCAAUCUGUCCACCACCAAGUUCCGGAUCUGGGCGCGGAGCGAUGCCAUCGACCAGACGGCGUACGCAGCGAAUAUCGGUCCCCGUGUCCUGGACCACUUCGAGAAGUUCUUCAACGUGUCCUUCCCGCUGCCCAAGCAAGACAUGUUCGCGAUCCCGGACUUCGCUGCCGGAGCUAUGGAGAACUGGGGCCUCAUCACGUACAGGGAGACCACGCUGCUGUUUGAUAAGAAACAGUCGUCGUUUGUGAGCAAGGAGAGGGUGGCUGAGGUGAUUGCCCACGAACUAGCCCACCAGUGGUUCGGCAACCUGGUGACCAUGAAGUGGUGGUCCGACCUGUGGCUCAACGAAGGCUUCGCUACCUUCAUGGCGUCGGUAGGCGUGGCAGCGGUAGAACCAACAUGGCGCGCCGACCAAGGAUAUGCGGUGGAGAAUCUCAUUUCCGUGCUGGGACUGGACGCUUUGGAGUCUUCGCACCCUGUGUCGGUCCCGAUCGACGACCCGAAGCGCAUCAACGAGAUCUUCGACGAGAUCUCGUACCGCAAGGGAUCUACCCUCAUCCGGAUGAUGACCAUGUUCCUGGGAGAGGAGGUGUUCAGGAAGGCGCUGCACAACUACCUCGUAAAAUAUUCCUACCAGAACGCCGCCCAAGAUGCCCUCUGGGAGGAACUAACGGCAGCAAGCCGCCAGUAUGGAACCCUGGCCCGUGACGUCACCGUUAAAGAAGUUAUGGACACGUGGACCAAGCAGACUGGGUACCCUGUGUUGACUGUCACCAGGGAUUAUAGUGAUAACACGCUUGCUGUUACACAGAAACGCUACCUCAACAUGGGUUCUCGCGGCAGUACCGACUCCUCCUGGUGGGUGCCUCUCAAGGUGCUCUGCCAGUCGGAAGCAUCCUCUCCUACGGGCGACCUUCAAUGGCUGGCUGAUGAUGAGGGAGUGAGCACGCAGCAUCGGUUCGAACACGGCGCCGGAGCCGAAGAGUGGGUGCUGUUCAACUAUGAUAUGAUCGCGCCAUACCGCGUGAACUACGACAAGCGCAACUGGCAACUCCUAGUCGGCGCGUUGACUGGUGGAGAUCACCACAAGCUACCAGUGCUGGGCCGCGUGCAACUGCUGUCGGAUGCCUUUGCGUUAGCCUGGAAUAAUCAGCUCGACUACAACACUGCUUUACAACUAGCGAGCUACCUCAAGCACGAGACCGAGUACUUACCUCUGUCCAACGGUCUAAACGUGUUAGCCAAGCUCGAGUCGGUGCUCCGCCGGUCGCCGGACUACGGCGCCUUCCAGAAGUUCGUCCGGCGGCUUAUUACCGACACCUACCGCCAGUCCGGCGGGCUGGCUGCCAAGCAGAUCAUCAAUGGGGACGACCUUAACAGUGUGAAGAUGCAGACGACGCUGAGCUCGUGGGCGUGCCGCAUGAACGUGCCGGGCUGCCAGGAGAACGCGCUGGAAUUAUUCCAGGACUGGAUGAACUCUCCGAGACCCGAUGAGGACAACCCUAUCCCGCUGGACCUCCGUCGCACAGUGUACUGCGAGGCGAUGGCUCGCGGCGGCGUGCGCGAGUGGCGCUUCGCCCUCGCUCGCGUGCAGCGCUCCAACGUGGCGGCUGCCAGAGACGUACUACUGCGAGGCCUGGCCUGCACCAGGGAGAUAUGGAUACUGGCGCAGUACCUGGAGUGGGCGAUAACGGAAGGCUCGGAGGUGCGGCGUCAGGACGCGGCGCUGGUCGUCACGUCCAUCACGCGCUCGUCCGUCGGCUACUACGUCGCCAAGGAGUUCAUCUACACGCGCAUACAGGACAUAUACAAGGCUUUCAGCAGCCAGAGCCGUCGGCUGGGGUCCAUCAUCAAGAUCCUUCUAGACCAAUUCACGACGCAAAAGGAUCUUGACGAAUUCCUAGCCUGGUACAAGGACAACACGCAAUACUUGGAAGAGGCCAAGUUAGCGGUGCAGCAGGCCAUCGAGAAAGCAACCGUCAACAUCCACUGGCUCAACAAGAACCGGCACGAAGUCGUCGACAAACUCCGCGAGUUCUCCACCGACGCGCCAAGCGAGGAGGGUCCUAUCGUGAGUUACACGGGAAGCCACGCAGGGAAGACGUCAGUUGGAGUUCUAGGUUUAUGUACACAUUUCUUGAUUAUACACAUUUUAUGAUAGCACCGGACUUUUUAUUAAGGUUGGACCGCAUUUAACUUACUUAGGCCCAGUUUUUUGAUUCGUAGUUAAAAUAACUAAUUGUUAAAUUUUGCUACUAAUGGUUAAAUAUUAACAAAAUGUAAACUAAUAGUUAAAAAAUGUACUAAAAUUCAAAUACUUUAAGCACUGACUCAGUUAUACGCGAGAACUGUAAUACGACAUACACCAUACAAAAUGUAUAAAAAUGUUUCGAUGCUUUAUGCAGCGCCGCACCGCACAAAUGCGACCCGACCUUUACAAUAAAACAUUGUAUAAAAUGUGACGUCACAUGUUAUACGAAUUGACGCUACAUAUGGCGAUAAGCCACGCCCACACCUGUCAAAAUGGCGACGUAUAAAUACCACAUGCACAUUUCCUAAAAAAAAAUAUUUUUAAGUUCCUUAUUUAGCUUAACUGUCUAAAUUUAAAACAAUUGAAUCAAAAUACAAAAUAUUUAUUCAUAAUAAAAACUAAUAGCUUAAAACCUAAAUAAUACUUUACAGAGAAAUGCUUGCCAAUUUUGACGCGGUUCGAUCAAAAGCAUUGGCACCGUCGGUAACUUUUAAAUAUCAAUUCUCAUGCAUUAAUAUCAACAUCGUAACUUUAUGGUGCAAAUUCAGAGAUAUUUUUAUAAAACCGACAAUCUAUGCUGUCUUUUUCUUAUCACCUAAGUGAGAAAAAGACAUGCAUAUCUGAAAAUAUCAAUGAUCAAUUGAAACUAUCUUGUCUCUGAAUUUGCACUCUUUUAAUCUAUGGUUUUAUAAUAAAAAAUCUAUCGUAUACAUAAAAAUAACAAUAGGUCUCAUUUAACACUAACAUAUUCAAUGAAUAUUAUUCUUAGAGUAUUUCAGAUCACGUCAAAAAUCUUUUAUAAUAUUUUGUAUCCAGUCAUUUAUAAAGUAUUUAAUAAAUCGUUUUCAAAAAAUCUGUUAUUUUUUAAUCUACACGUAGUAUACAAUAUUUUGCCAGUACCUUUUAAAAGCUGUUGAUAAAUUUAAGAAUUCCACAUCCAAUUUUUUUAAUAUCUAUUUUUAUAAAAUCUUAGCAACACAAUACAAAAAUUUCCUCUUAUUUAUUUAUAUUCAAAUAAAUAUUACUCUUGUACUAAUAUUAAACAUGGCAAUUUGGAAUUACAAAUGGCAGUAAUCAAUUCCUGGUAAUAAGUCUUGUUCAGUUGUAAUAGCUCUCAUUU
Molecule: messenger RNA, 4212 nt
Organism: Ostrinia nubilalis (European corn borer)
Lineage: Eukaryota; Metazoa; Arthropoda; Insecta; Lepidoptera; Crambidae
Product: aminopeptidase N-like
Exons: 19
Coding region: 93-2999 (968 amino acids)
Biological process (GO): proteolysis; peptide catabolic process
Cellular component (GO): cytoplasm
Molecular function (GO): metalloaminopeptidase activity; zinc ion binding; peptide binding
Source: RefSeq, a predicted model, not a curated record